This is a messenger RNA of Amborella trichopoda, 1319 nucleotides long. It is a transcript of the gene MORF3, whose product is annotated as plastid developmental protein DAG. Gene Ontology annotation, biological process: cytidine to uridine editing; mitochondrial mRNA modification. NCBI's taxonomy places the organism in Eukaryota, Viridiplantae, Streptophyta, Magnoliopsida, Amborellales, Amborellaceae. Gene Ontology annotation, cellular component: mitochondrion. The record is from RefSeq and is a predicted model, not a curated record.
CAGCACGAGAAGUCAAAUUGGAAUCAGGUGGAGUCCGGGUUGAAAUUUCCGACUCGAGAUGGGUCCGGCUCUAUCGACCGAAACCGGACGUGCCCAUUGCCCCCAUCUUCCUCUCUCUCUCUAAAACUGGUCUCGUUCCGCCACCAGAAAACCCCCGCCUAAACCCCUCUCUCUCGCUUCCUUCAGCCGCGCCAACCCUCAUUCAGCCCCCUAUCGCCGAACUCUCUCUCCCCCAUUAGAACCCGUCACCAUCUCUAUCUCUCUCUCAUGGCUUCUAGUGCCAGGCGAUGCUUGGGCUCCAUAAUCUCCCGGUCCUUCUCCCACUCAAUGACCCUUUCUGUCUCUUCGUCCUCACGCUCCUCUCUCUCCCAUGGCCUUCAUUUUACUCUUCGCUCCUCUUCCACAGUUCUUCCUUUCUCGUUGUGGAGAAUCCCCAUGAGGUUGAGCUCCUCGGGUUCUGGUUAUUCUCCUCUUAAUGAUCCAUCACCCAACUGGAGUAACAGGCCCCCUAAAGAGACCAUUAUGUUGGAUGGUUGUGACUAUGAGCACUGGCUCAUUGUUAUGGAGUUUCCUGAGGACCCUAAACCAUCUGAGGAUGAAAUGAUCGCUGCUUAUGUUAAAACUCUUGCUGCUGUAGUUGGAAGUGAGGAGGAAGCAAAGAAGAAGAUAUACUCUGUUUGUACGACCACAUACACGGGCUUCGGCGCGCUGAUCUCUGAGGAGCUCUCCUACAAAGUUAAAGGACUACCUGGUGUUCUAUGGGUUCUGCCUGAUUCCUAUCUUGAUGUGCCAAAUAAGGAUUAUGGAGGGGAUUUAUUUGUAGAUGGUAAGGUCAUUCACAGGCCUCAAUAUCGUUACAGCGAGAGGCAGCCAACUAGAAAUAGGCCAAGGCCAAGAUAUGAUAGGCGCAGGGAAACAAUGCAAGAACCUUACCAAAGGGCAGGACCUCCUUUAAGAAAUAGGGAGCCAAUGCCUAUGGAUAGAAGGGAUUCGUUCCAGCCUGAAAGGAGAGAACCCUCGACACCGAGCCCAAGAGAUAUGCCUCUUACUCCUGAGAAUUCUGAGACGAGUUACCAUGAUCCAGUGCAUAGGGGAGGCUAUUAAGAUGAUCUAUGAUCUGGGCUCAAGGGCCGGAUGUACUUAGUGAUUGACUGGUUCUAAGUAAUACAUGUAAAGCUUCCUAUAUGGUUAUUUUGUGUUGGGGUUGAAAUGCUAGGAACAUCACUAGUCCAUGGACCUAAAUCAUGCUUUAAGAUUUACUGUUUAAGGUCAUUAUGAAUGCCAGUGUAAUUGGGCUUCAUCAAAGUCAGUUGUCCUCA